Molecule: messenger RNA, 2725 nt
Organism: Orbicella faveolata
Lineage: Eukaryota; Metazoa; Cnidaria; Anthozoa; Scleractinia; Merulinidae
Molecular function (GO): protein binding
Source: RefSeq, a predicted model, not a curated record
UUCUCUUGAGACCACGGAUUUUUGCGAUCGUGCUUGACGUGGCUUUACUGGGUGCAUUGACGUUAGUUCCAGGGGUUAACUGGCCUUAUAGAUAAUUCGCGUAAAGAAUUCUGCUUUCUGACAAAGUUAAAAGAUUAUCUCCAUAAUGGUGCUGUAGCACACUUGAAAUUUCACUUUUACAAGGAAAGUUCUGUUUUGUUUGAACCCUAGAUAUUUAGCUUGUUAUGGUCAUCCUGUGGCAUAUAAUUGAGUAAUUAGUAUACAGUGUAUAUGCAGAUUUGGGUUGCGUGCUGUAAAAUUUGGAAAUAAUUUUGGAGGACUUUCAAAAUUUGAUGGGGCUAUAUAAGGCUUGGACUUGGUCCAAUUUGGCAGUCAGAGGAAUUCUCUGAUCAGUUCAGUUAUUAUCAAAUUGGACCAGCAUGUAGUCAUAUUGCCUGUUAAUUAUGUUGUGCAUGGAAUAGCUUGUGUUACAGUCGCCCUCCCUGAAAGAAGAAAAAUUUGGAGAGAGCAUCUGUGUGUUGCUGUUGGUAAUUGCGUUUAAGGCCAAGUGAUUUUUCCUGGAGUGGAAAAUGAUCUGCUUAGUUGAUCGGUGAUGUUUGUAGCUUGUUGAACUUAGCGCUUUACAUUUUAUCGGCUACACUGACGAAUAUCUUGAGGGCUGGCCAUGGACACCAAAAUGGAAAUUUGUUACACUUUGUGGGUAAGAUCAAGGUUUAGAAUUUUUAAGGUUGAAAAAGGCAGAUUAAUGGACGUAAUCAGUAUUUUAUGGCAACAAAAUUAUUCCACAAGGUGUCUGUUUUUUUUUUUAUCUGUGAACUCUCAAAGGUCAUUAACUGUUUCAUCUAGAGAGCAAGUUCCUUUGUUGUCUCUGUGUGUCACAUCAGCUGUUGUGACACUGAAAUGGUUUCAGUGCAUGGAUUAAAUAUUUAAACAUGGGACACGAUUAUUAAUGGCAACACACGGACGCUCGCUGAUUUUCUCUUUCAGCGAGGGUGUCUGUAGCACAGGCUGUUUGCAUGAAACUGUCUAAAUUACUUAUCAAAUGAUCAUGUUUACUUUGGGAUUUGAGCUGACAAUUUCAUUAUUAACUACUUUAAGGUCUUUAAGGGAAAACUUCAGACCGAGACCUUGCCAUAUUGGACGAAUGACAGCAAGGCUGAGGUUUGAGAUUUUUGCUGUAAAGACCGAACAUUUGAGCUAACUGAUUGCUUGUUAUGGAGAGCUUUGUAUUAGAGAUAUCAUAUUUACUACAAAACUGUACUGUGAAAACCUUGCGAUGCUAACGGCUACUGGAGAGAUACCCAAUCUUUUGCCAGAGAUUGUUAAAAGGAUAGCUCUGUUUCUACCAGUCCCAGAAGUCUGCAAAUGUAUGCAGGUUUGCAAACUAUGGAAGGAACUUCUAUCUUCAGAACAAUUUUCUAAAAUGUAUGUGUUUAACUAUUUUAACCUGGAUGUGGAAGAUGAACCCACUGGUUUUUUAAAAACAUGGAGCAAUCCAGACUAUUGGUUCUGUUACUGGGCCCGAAGAGAAAAUGUUAAUCAGGCUUGGGUAUUUUCUGAUCUUCCAAAGCGCUGGAAAUGUGGAAUAGUUCAUUUGGCUGAUUAUUCACUUCAGACGCAUCAUGACUUGAAGUAUAAAGAUUUCUGCCGUGCUGUGUACAUAUUGACCAGGAUACAAAGGAUGGCAAAAGAAUUGCGUUUGGACUGUGGAGCUUGGGGUAAUGAAGGAGCUGGUCUUAUAGAGGUUUGCAUGUUUCCCUGGAGCAAACAGACUCUGCCCACUUCGGACGACAUUUUAUCAAGUUUCAACUUUCAUCCUGAGAUGCACAAUGGCCCAAUGGUGAAAAAUGAAAUAACAGCAUUGAAGAUUGAUUCAGAGAAAGAAUCAGAGGACGGAAUCCAAAGAGGGCAUGUAAGAUGGAAUACACUACAGACGGCAUAUGAUGCAGAUGUCAAAAAAGCAUGUGAUUUCUUUGGCUGGCUUGAGAACAUUUUCACUCCAAUGACUCGUAUUUGUAUUGGGUGUGAGAGAAUGAAUCCAACACCAUGUUUUAUUUUGGCGCAUCUUGCACCUGGGUGGGUGGGGGGCAUUUUGUCAUCUUUGGUUCUUACAUGAUAGACAUUAGUCCUUCUUUUCUCAUAGUUCAUCGAGUGAGAAUUGGAACCUUGUAUAUGGCUGGUGCUCCUGAAAAUUAAAUUAACCAAUCACCAUUCAAAAGGGAGGAGAAAUAAUUAUUAUUGUACCAUCGUGAUUCCAUGUGUUUGUUAACAGGAAAGGCUUCUAAGUUCAGUCACAUUCUCAGUGGUCUGAGUAUAAAUGAAUUUUUGUGAGAAGAGAUUUAAAAUGCAAAAAGGCCAUAACAAAUUGUACAGAUGAAAGAUAUGAAACAUUUUGUUUCUCUAAGCUUUAAAAUUGGUGUCAAAACUUGUUCGCAGUGAAAUUAGCGGUAUUAAUUAAAAGGUAAAAUUCCAAAGUUAAGAGGCCAUAUUAGGCAUGAAGAAAUUUAAUAAUAAUAGUAAAUCUUUACAGUGCCUUUUCUCAACAAUUCAAAGGUGCUAAAAUAGACAUACUGAAUAUCGUUAAAAGUAGACAGCAUGGCUUUGACUAGUGCUUGUUAAGUGUUUUUCCCAGCACUUUAUGCAAGGGAAAAGUGCUCAAGAAUCUGGUAUGCGUGUGUGGGGAGAGAGAUUUAUGUCUCCCCCUCGGUGGCUUUUUUUUUUUUUU